AUGUCUGCUCAUUACGAUACCGAGCCUCCUCCAACAGCCUCCGCGACCCUCCAUACCACCGUCGGGCCCAUCCACAUCUCCCUGUUUGCGCGACAGACACCGCUCGCGUGCAAGAACUUCCUCCAGCACUGCCUCGACGGAUACUACGAGAAUACCACUUUCCACCGCGUGGUACCCAACUUCAUUAUCCAGGGUGGUGAUCCCACUGGCUCUGGUUCAGGAGGCUCCUCCAUUUACGAAUACCCGGAGUUCGAGUAUGAUCCUCGUGAUGGCGAAAAGGUCGUGUUUAAAGACGAAUUCCACAGCCGACUGCGAUUUAACAGGCGCGGCCUGGUAGGUCUGGCGAAGAGCGAAGAUGGUACCUAUGGAAGCCAAUUCUUCAUUACGCUGGCGAACGUGGAGAGAGAUUUGAAAAAUAGCUGUACCAUGUUUGGCAGGGUAGAAGGAGAGAGCAUAUACAAGGUUGCUAGCAUUGCGGAAGCAGAGCUGGUAGAAGGCUCUGAUCGGCCAAUGUAUGCUGUGAAGAUUACUGGGUGUGAGGUGGAUCAGCUAGGUCCAUUCGAAGGGCAGCUAAGGCGGAGGGAACGUAUUGCUGUUGCAGACAAGGCCUCCGAAGAAGCGCCCAUGAAGGGGAAGAAGAAAAAGAAAGCCAAGGUGGGAAAGGCGCUCUUGAGCUUUGCAGGUGAUGAAGAGGAUGGAGAGGCCAUCGUACCGACAAAGCCGAAGUUCAAUACCCGGCUUGUCAGAGAGGAGGAAGAGGCUGCUUCGGUAGCGAAGAAACAAGCACAAAAGACCAGGGAGGACAGGGACAUGCAUAAAUCAGAGCCAGCGCGAGCACUCAAAGAGCUUCCUGCGAGGAAAAAGAAAGAAAUACCAAAGGCACCACCGCGGGAGCCAGACCCAAAUACACAACUUCCAAUACCAGACCCUGAAUCACCGUCUCGCCCUGCAUCUCCUUCCAGUUCAGAAUCAGAAUCACCGCCUCCUCGCCAAUCGUUGCUCUCCAAAACAAAUGCUGAAAUUGCUGCGCUCAAGGCGUCUAUGAAACGAAGUACAGCUGCCGCACCCGCGGAGCCAGCUAGGAAGAAAUCAGCUCUAGAGUCACUGAUACCAGAAACAUCAGUACGUGGUGCUAGAAAGAGGACGGCGGCAGGAAACUCAUCACAGGAUGCAAUUGCGCUGGACAUGUUCAAUGCUUUCAAAGCCAAACUUGAGAGCGCUGAUUCUGCAUAUAAGUUAUCCAAACCAAAACGAAGCCAUGAUACUAGCUCUAAACCUGAGAAGGAAGACACAGAUAAACAAACUAAUGACCAGGACGAGGAGGAAGAACAGGUCUGUGAUCUACACUUUGUUGCUGGGUGUCUAUCAUGUCGAUCAUGGGACGUCCCUGAGUCAGAAAGGGCUGGGGCAGAAGACGAUGACGAUGAUACAGGUUGGAUGACGCACACGCUUCAAUUUGGUAAAGAUACCCUUGGAAAGGACCUAAGUUGGAAGAAGAAACAUCAGGUGAAUGAUGAUUUGGUUGUUAUUGAUCCACGGCAGAAGGAAAAAGAGAUUACUGGUGCCGGUGGAAGAAAGAGGGAGCGUGAAAGGAAGAGAAAGCUUGAAACAGGGCAUGAUAGAGAGUGGGAUCGAAGAGAUGCUAAAAAGGCUGGGAAUAGUCGCUCAUGA
This is a messenger RNA of Trichophyton rubrum CBS 118892, 1671 nucleotides long. RefSeq lists its product as uncharacterized. Gene Ontology annotation, biological process: protein folding; protein peptidyl-prolyl isomerization. Gene Ontology annotation, molecular function: peptidyl-prolyl cis-trans isomerase activity. Gene Ontology annotation, cellular component: catalytic step 2 spliceosome. The transcript has a single exon. The record is from RefSeq and is a predicted model, not a curated record. Bases 1 to 1671 code for a protein of 556 amino acids. NCBI's taxonomy places the organism in Eukaryota, Fungi, Ascomycota, Eurotiomycetes, Onygenales, Arthrodermataceae.